GCGGGCACGGCGCGCACAAUGGCUAGAGCCGGCGGCGGGGCCGGAGCCCCACCCAGUGCCGAGCGCGCCGCGAGCCGCGCCGCACGCUGAGCGCCUCCUCCCGCCGAGCGCGCCGGCGCCGGGCCAUGUACUCGGGGAACCGCAGCGGCGGCCAGGGCUUCUGGGAGGGCGGCGGGGCCGCGGGCGCUGAGGAGCCGACCCCGGAGGGGACGCUGAGCCCGGCGCCGCUCUUCAGCCCGAGCGCCUACGAGCGCCUGGCGCUGCUGCUGGGCUCUAUCGGUCUGCUGGGCGUCGCCAACAACCUGCUGGUGCUGGUCCUCUACUACAAGUUCCCUCGGCUCCGCACUCCCACUCACCUCUUCCUGGUCAACGUCAGCCUCAGCGACCUGCUGGUGUCCCUCUUCGGGGUCACCUUUACCUUCGUGUCCUGCCUGAGGAACGGCUGGGUGUGGGACACCGUGGGCUGCGUGUGGGACGGGUUUAGCAGCAGCCUUUUCGGGAUUGUUUCCAUUGCUACCCUAACUGUGCUGGCCUAUGAACGUUACAUUCGUGUGGUCCACGCCAGAGUGAUCAAUUUUUCCUGGGCCUGGAGGGCCAUUACCUACAUCUGGCUCUACUCGCUGGCAUGGGCAGGAGCACCCCUUCUUGGCUGGAACAGGUACAUCCUGGAUGUGCACGGACUAGGCUGCACUGUGGACUGGAAAUCCAAGGACGCCAACGAUUCCUCCUUUGUGCUUUUCUUGUUUCUUGGCUGCCUGGUGGUGCCUCUGGGCGUGGUAGCCCAUUGCUAUGGCCAUAUUCUAUAUUCCGUUCGAAUGCUUCGUUGUGUUGAAGAUCUUCAGACAACACAAGUAAUCAAGAUUUUAAAAUAUGAAAAGAAAGUGGCCAAAAUGUGCUUCUUUAUGAUAUUUACCUUUCUGGUCUGCUGGAUGCCUUUUAUUGUGAUCUGUUUCUUAGUGGUUAAUGGUCAGGGACAUCUGGUCACGCCAACAGUGUCGAUUGUUUCCUAUCUCUUGGCUAAAUCAAACACUGUAUACAAUCCAGUUAUUUAUAUCUUCAUGCUCAGAAAGUUUCGUAGAUCACUUUUGCAGCUCUUAUGUUUCCGACUGCUGAGAUGCCAGCGCCCUGCUAAAGACCUACCAGCAGCCGAGAGUGAAAUGCAGAUCAGACCUAUCGUGAUGUCACAGAAAGACGGGGACAGGCCAAAGAAAAAAGUGACUUUUAACUCUUCUUCCAUCAUUUUUAUCAUCACCAGUGACGAAUCACUAUCAGUUGACAACAGUGACAAAACCAGUGGGUCCAAGGUUGAUGUAAUCCAAGUGCGUCCUUUGUAGGCAAU
Molecule: messenger RNA, 1339 nt
Organism: Nycticebus coucang (slow loris)
Lineage: Eukaryota; Metazoa; Chordata; Mammalia; Primates; Lorisidae
Gene: OPN3
Product: opsin 3
Exons: 4
Coding region: 126-1334 (402 amino acids)
Biological process (GO): G protein-coupled receptor signaling pathway
Cellular component (GO): membrane; photoreceptor outer segment
Molecular function (GO): G protein-coupled receptor activity
Source: RefSeq, a predicted model, not a curated record